Messenger RNA from Canariomyces notabilis, 941 nucleotides. RefSeq names its product glutathione S-transferase. The record is from RefSeq and is a predicted model, not a curated record. Lineage: Eukaryota; Fungi; Ascomycota; Sordariomycetes; Sordariales; Chaetomiaceae. The annotation marks the transcript as partial. Gene Ontology annotation, biological process: glutathione metabolic process. Gene Ontology annotation, molecular function: glutathione transferase activity. The transcript is spliced from 2 exons.
GAUGGCAUCCGACGUCCCAUCCAAGCGGCAGAGAUCCGAGAAGGACGUCCCUUACAAUCUCAUAUACUGGCCAGGCCUGCCCGGCCGUGGCGAGUUCAUCCGACUCGCCUUGGAGGAAGCUGGCGCCGAGUAUACCGACACGGCACACAUCGAGGGCGGCGUACAGGAAGUGCUUAAAUACGUGCAACAGAAUGAGCCCAGCGACGACAUCAACACACCACUCUUCGCGCCGCCGAUCUUGAAACAUGGAGAUCUCGUAAUCAACCAGACGCCAAACAUUCUCCUCUACCUGGGCAGCCGUCUGAGGCUUUCACCGGAUGCCGACGAAAACCCGGACGGCAUGUACAGGGUCAAUGGGCUGGUGCUGACGGCGCUGGACGGGUUGAGCAACGAGCCACACGACUGCCACCAUCCCAUCGCAUCGUCUCUCUAUUACGAGGACCAGAAGACGGAGAGCAAGAGAAAGGCCGAGGACUACGUCAAGAACCGGCUGCCCAAGUUCCUGGGCUAUUUCGAGCGCGUACUCGCCUCCAAGGCCAGCGGCGACGGGCCCUGGCUUUAUGGGGGCAAGUGCACGGUUGCCGAUCUCGUGCUCUUCCAGUGCGUUGAUGGGCUCAAGUUCAUGUUCAGAAAGGCCAUGGCAAAGCUGGAAGCCGAGGGAAAACAUGCCAAGGUCUUUGCCCUGCACAAGGCUGUCGCGGAGCGCCCGAGGAUCAAGGAGUAUCUGCAAAGCCCGCGCCGCCAGAAGUACUCGAAUGGCAUUUACAGGUACUAUGAGGAGCUGGAUUUUGAGCUAUGAUGGGUGGGUUCAUCAGGUUCAGGUGCAUGACAGGUCAAGGUUGCGGGACACUUGAUGGAGCAAAAUUCCAAAGUAGUACAGUACUACAUCGGUAGCUACAGUAGCACUUGCCAGGCCGAGAAUCAAAGACCUUAUGUAAUGC